GUGCAUUGGGAGGGUAUGUGUAGAGCAGCUGUCUCACACACCAAAGAUCCGGGAGCUGUGCUAGGGUCCGCGUGCACGCCACAGCCUAGCAACGGCAAAGCACCCUCCCUACCGAGCUGUAAAUAUCCGGUAAGAUCAGUCUCGGGCACGCACAAGGCGGAUUUUCGCGUUUCUCACGGUGAGGAGGAGGAGGAGAUGGCGACGGUGAAUGACUCGCGCCUGCUGCAGCAGCCCUCUCAGAAGGACGCAGCUGAUCAGAACUUUGAUUAUAUGUUCAAGCUACUGAUUAUUGGCAACAGCAGCGUGGGAAAAACCAGCUUCCUGUUCCGUUACGCCGAUGACUCCUUCACCUCGGCCUUCGUCAGCACCGUAGGCAUCGACUUCAAGGUCAAAACUGUCUUCCGCAACAACAAGCGGAUCAAGCUACAAAUCUGGGACACAGCAGGACAGGAGCGCUACCGAACCAUCACUACAGCAUAUUACAGAGGAGCCAUGGGCUUUCUGCUAAUGUAUGACAUCACCAACCAAGACUCAUUUAAUGCUGUACAGGACUGGGCUACCCAGAUUAAGACAUACUCUUGGGACAAUGCACAAGUGAUCCUGGUGGGGAAUAAGUGUGAUCUAGAGGAUGACCGACUUAUUCCAACAGAAGACAGCCAGAGACUAGCUGAUGAACUAGGAUUCCAGUUCUUUGAAGCCAGUGCGAAAGACAACAUCAACGUGAAGCAGGUGUUUGAGCGGUUGGUGGAUGUAAUCUGUGAGAAAAUGAACGAAACUAUGGAGGGAGACGGUGGUCCACUCAGCAGCCUCAAAGACUCCAACAUGCAGGACUCUUCCACUGAAGGACCUGGCAGCUGUGCCUGUUAAAAUACCAACCCCACACCACCUUACUUCCAUUCCACCCUACAAACUGCACCCUUGUCUCUGUGUCCCUGCAAAACACCCGUCUUCAGAGACUUCAGUCUAGCUGUCUGACUAAGACUCGCUGUUCUGGAUGGAGACAUGUUCUGAUUCAGAUUCUGUAAACCUUUCUCACAUUUCUUUCGUAGCUGUGAAGCCAGUAUUCUUACACAAAUUCAUUUGGCCAAUCAGGUGAAAGUGUAUAUAGUCUGAACAGCAGUCUAUUUGCAUGAUGCCUCAUUUAUAAGCAUUACUUACUGCUAAGAGAAAAGGGGUGUUUUGGGAUUUAGCUACGGUCAUGGUAGGUGCAGAACUUGAACAUGAGCUAAGGUGCAGAGUGCAUUAAAUCAAUCAAAAUAUUCUUAAACCUUGUUGCAGCUCACUUUAACUCCUCUCAUAACUGCACUAAGAAACGCACAAGCUGUUAGAGAUCUGUGUGCUAGCAGCUUACAGAGAUAAACAUCUAUCCAUCCACACUCAUCCAUUCCUUCUAAGCCCUCACACUCUCUCUAUGUUGUCUCUCCUCUGAAAAAUUAAAAAAGAACAUUUGGGAGAGCUCUGUGGCUUAGCCCACAAUGGAUGUGUUUAUGUCACAUGCAAGCUGAUAGCCCCAUUUUUUCAACUGCCAACGAGACUUGGACAGCAUAUUGUCUGUUUUGUUAAAAACUUUAGGUUUUACAGGAACCACAUGUCGAUGCACAAAGCAUGAAAAACAAAUGAAGACAAGAGGAAGUAAAAUUUAGAUAAAUGUGACCAUGUUACAUUUCAUGUCAAAUAUUUUUUUAAUGGGAAUGGGGAAUGUGUUUGUCCUAGCAAAUAUUUAUAGUAAAAUGCUGCAUGUGACUCAUCAUAUAAACUUAUAUGAAUAUUCUGAACCUGGUACACUAAGUAUUGAAUACCUUAAACUCUUCCUGCUUUUUUUAUUUCACUUACAAAGCAUACAGUUAAAUGACAAUUGUUUUCAUUUCAGUAUAAAGCCAGUCUGUCUUUUUUUAAGUAUUACAUUAAUAUACAAUUUGCUGUUUUUGUGGUUAAAUCAUCACUGCAUUCAGGCAGUAGUGCAUAAGAAAGAUCAGAUGUAUAUGCUUAGGGCUUAUGUGGGCUUAGGGUUAUGUGUGUCACAUGUUUUGCACUUAAACCUUUUAUUUGUUACCUGUGUUUACUUGCCUCCAUAUCAUUCAUCACUCUUGUGAAGUACAGAACAGAAACCACCGCUGUGUGUCUGAAUCAUUUAGUAAGUGAGAAUGUGUAGAUUACAUGACUUUCUAUAUUCAGGGACUGCUCUAAAACCUGCAAUAUGGUAAUGACUCAGGCUCUACUCAUCUUUAUAUUUGUACUAAAUGAUCGUGUGCACAGCUAGUGGCAUCACUGAGAAAGAAUUGGCUUUUAUAUAUAUAUAUAUAAAAAUGUAACCUGGUUGUUGUGAUAACAGAAACGAGCCAAAACUCUGCAGCAUCUCAUCUAACCUCCACCCCUUCCCUCUCCUUUUUCUCUAUCAAUUGCCAAACAUACAGUUAACUGUUAUGAUCCGUUGGCACCACUAAGCAGAGAUACUCUGGUCUCAAGUUUUUCUUAAAUCUGUUUUUUUUUUCCUUUUCUUUUCUUUUUUGGUCCUGUAAUGUCUCAUACAUAUUCCACCAUUAAUAAAGCUCAUAAUUACUCA
Messenger RNA from Hemibagrus wyckioides, 2563 nucleotides. RefSeq names its product RAB3D, member RAS oncogene family, b (gene rab3db). Gene Ontology annotation, cellular component: plasma membrane; endosome; synaptic vesicle. NCBI's taxonomy places the organism in Eukaryota, Metazoa, Chordata, Actinopteri, Siluriformes, Bagridae. Gene Ontology annotation, molecular function: GTP binding; GTPase activity. The record is from RefSeq and is a predicted model, not a curated record. Bases 16 to 867 code for a protein of 283 amino acids. Gene Ontology annotation, biological process: protein secretion; regulation of exocytosis; protein localization to plasma membrane. The transcript is spliced from 5 exons.